Effrenium voratum is the source of this 180-nucleotide messenger RNA. The record is from the annotation of a GenBank genome assembly. Lineage: Eukaryota; Dinophyceae; Suessiales; Symbiodiniaceae.
AUGGAUUUCGUCCCGGUGCCCAUCGGCGAAGAGGAGAUGGUGGUGGUGCCCAAGGUGGUGCAGCAGAAGCGGCGGAGGGAAGUCCCGGUGGAGCAGGUGGUGGACGUGCCGGUGCCGCAGCUCCACGAGGAUCUGGUGGUGACCCCCGUCAUCGUGCAGAAGGCCGCGGGUGGGGAUUGA